CGGCCGCCCGCCUUCGAGCGCACGCGCAUCCACGUCACGUCGGGAACACGAAUAUAAAAGGACGAUUUUGGCGCAUAUGGAUACUGGAUGAAAACUUUCAAAUAUGUCCUUCAGAAAUUGCUAUGAACCCACAACAUAUGGCCGGAACCGUGAUACAGGAAGAACAAAUUCUACCACAGAUAGACCCACGACAGUCACAGCCAAAUAUAUGAGCCCCACGUCUUCAUAUAAAACAUCUAGUAUCCCCGUCCUCUGUAAUGACCGUUCUACACGAGAAGAGACACCAAUUUCAACUGUCGCAAGUCGCUACGCAAGCUACAAUAAGGCUGAUAAAAUUAAUAAAUAUGACAAAAAAGAUUUUAAUAAACUUUCGGUUCCUACAACGACUACUAGUAAAACCAGAGACGUUAGUCCAGUAUCAAUAAGUGCUAAGUAUGGUUUAAAUAGAACAUCAAGGCACAUAAGCCCUGAUCGAAGAACAACGAAGAGUUUAAAAGAAAAGAAAAAUGACGCCAUCACUACUGAUCGUGACAAAGACAUUCCAAGCAAGACUGAUAAGUCUGCAGGCUAUAGUAGCCUGUCGAGCUAUAAAUUGUACCCACGUUCUUCUAGUUACACCAGAACUCCAACAAGGGCUGAAACUAAACCAGAAGUAACUGUUAACAGAUACGCAAUAGCAAGUCGUUUAUCUACAAGCUACUUAAAAAGCCCAACGCUAGUUAAAAGAACGUCAGUAUCACCGGUAAAUGUUAAUGAUUCUGCUAAAAUAGAAAAUGGUCAACAUGAACCAGUUUUAAACGAAAAAGAUACUAAAUCAAAAAGCAAAGCAGAUGAAGAAAAAGAAAAUGACGAAGUAAAAGAUAUAGAAAAUAAUAACGAGGUUGAAACCAUUAAUGUUGUCACUCGUCAUACAUCACCAACACCUCCAGGCUCGUCAGCAUACGUAAGGAGUAGACGAGCUGAACUAGCAAAAACAAUUGAAAAAACUAUAUCUCGUUUAAAAAAGAGGCCUGAGAUGGUUCAUAAGGAAAUUCAAUCGGACAGAUUAGAUGAUUCUACAAGAUCGAGCAGAUUUGGUAGUACAAGUAGAACAAGUCUCACGAAUUGGUCAUAUUAUUCACCAACUUCUCAUAAUUAUACAGGAUAUGCUGGAAGAUAUUCAACACAAUAUUCAAAUUUGAGGGAAAAUUCAUCAAUCAAUAAUUACGAAAAAAAUAGUCGAAUCAGUGCAGAACCUUUAUCAAAAGAUAAUUCAAAUCAUUCUAUACAUCUAGAGAACCAUUUUGAAUCUGAUAGAAUAGAGAACACUGAGGACAUAACAACCAACUCAAUCGAAAGCCCUGAGUAUAAUAACUCACUAAACGAAUGUAAUAAUUCAGAUAUAGUUGUAAAUGUUAAUUUAAAGCUUAAGAAAGUUAAAGAUACUUCAGCAGAACUGAGUACACCUGAAAUAACUUUAACAAACAGUAAUUUGCCACCUCAAGCUCCUAAACAGGAUGGACCACAGAAAGUAAAAAAAAAUAAAGUUCGUAAAUCAAGCACAGACUCAUCGUCCGAUUCAACUACCAAGAAGAAGGUCGUUAAAAAGAGAAGUAAAUCUGUCAGUUCCACAGAUUCUGAGCAAAGUAAUGAUACAAAUAAAAACAAAGGAUUACGAGUAAGUUCAUCAUCUAAAAUAUUGUCUAAUAAUGUUUCAAGCACUAAUUUACAAAAUGGUCCAGUAAAAUUGGCACAAUCUAAAUCUAGAGAAAGUAAUAGCCCCGAAUCAAGUAUAACCUUAUCAACUCAAUCAUCAGUAAGUGAAGAAGAAAGUAAUCUGAAAUUAAACUGCAACGAAAUACGGUCUCCGAUGUGCGAUGACAAAAUAAUAAAACAAGCAUCCCCAGUGCGAACUAUUAAAAAUGACGGAGGAACUGAAGAAGCAAAGUCGUUUUUAAUAAGAGCUUUGGCUCCUGUUACAAAUCUUUUUAAACUUAAGCACCAAGAAUCUUUUGAAAACGUACGUAACGAUAGAACAAGUUUCAUAUCAGACAAUAAUAUAAUAAGUAAAAGUAAAAAUAAUUCUGAAAACAUAAUAGCUUCAAAUGAUGAUGGUUUAGUAAAAUUAAAAUCUAUUCGCCCAAUUGAAUCCCAAGAUAGAAAGUGGUGGCUAGAUUCAGAUGAUGUGGAAUCGUUUAAACAACAACGAGAAAUGGUACGACAAAUUGAGUCUAGUAAAGAACUUCAAAACGAGAAGCAAAUUCCUCAAUUGAAUGUAACUGAAAGCGUCGAAUCCAUGAAACCUUUGAAAAAGUACUUAUUAUGCGAUGAUGAGAAGCCAUGGUGGUUAGAUAGCAGCGCUAAUAUACCUGAAGGUAUUCAACGUCUGACACCUCCUAGAAAAUCGUCGAGCGACAGUGAUAAAAGUGAUAAAGGUUCAUUUUUAAAAACUAAGAGCAAUGAUUCGGAUGAAAGAAAAGAUUGGCGAAUGUCAAAUAGUGGUAGUUGUUCUCAAAUCAAUUUAGCAGAUAACCAAUCUAGCUUGAGUAGAUCCAAUUCAGAGAUAAGAAAUUUCCCUCUGAGACGUAUACGUCAUGUAGAAUCAGGUGAACGUCCUUGGUGGUUAAGUAGCACGAAAAACAUUCCAGAAGGUAUCGAAAAAUUACCACCACCUACACCCGAACAUGGUAGUGAUAGUUCAGACUCUGAAGACGGUAACCUGUAUAUGGCUUCAGAAUUGCCUCCGUUUCCAUUACACCUACCCGACGAAGAACCAUUAGGAGUCAGAAAAAGCCCUGAAGGUUUAGAAACUCCUGGCAAUGAAAUGUUUCGUGGCCGUAUUUCUCCUUAUGAAAAUUACCAGUAUUUUAGAAAAAAUUCCAAUCAGGCUGCUUAUCAGAAAUAUUCUGAAAAAUUCAUAUCACGUUUUACUGACAUCGAUGAUAUAUUAGGCACAUCUGGACAGAUUUAUAGUCCUUUUAUGGACUCUAUAUUAGCAAGAAGGACUGGGCAUAUGGCAUUUGAAGACGACGAUUGCGAAGAAAUUGAUCCAACACAAGUUCGCAUACACGACAGCACUGCUCAAAUACCAGUCAUAAAGAAACUGCCUUGCAGAAGCGAUAUACUGGACUAUCGAGACGAAGACCAGAACGGUUUAAAUGUUUGUCCGAAAAGUGACCGAUCUUAUCCUAAGUUGGCGUAA
Papilio polytes (common Mormon) is the source of this 3181-nucleotide messenger RNA. RefSeq lists its product as uncharacterized. Bases 104 to 3181 code for a protein of 1025 amino acids. The transcript is spliced from 5 exons. Lineage: Eukaryota; Metazoa; Arthropoda; Insecta; Lepidoptera; Papilionidae. The record is from RefSeq and is a predicted model, not a curated record.